UGACUGGAAUAAGAGACGAUUUAACCAACCCAGUCCAGCGCCAGUUUAUCAACUAUUUGUUACAAAUUACUAAAUUCAGCAGCCACUGCUCUUCAAACACAUAGAGAUAAAUACACCACGAAUGGCGAUGAACAAAUAGACACAAUUUGAUAAACAAUACGUCGAUACUAUUAUUAUUAUUACCACACUUGGCAUUUGACACUCACAUCAAAAAAGCAGCCAAGAAGUACGACUAGUCGUUGCUUGCGGUCAACAUAGUCGGAGAGAAAAUUUCAGUCUGAGGAUGAGAACAAGUUGUGACCUCCUGCUCCUCUUGGUGGCGAUUGUUAGUCUCGUGUCAUGUCAGGUCCUCGUGGAGAGGGCCGACGGAGGUCUACUUGGUCCGCAAAUGGAGGAGCCGGACAAACUGGUCCACUACCAACCCAGACAUGUUCACAUUGCGUAUGGCAACUCCCCCACGACGAAGAUGGUGGUGACGUGGAGUACGGUGGACUGGCCGGAAGGUGGUGAUGUGACCCCUUUCGUUGAAUGGGGAACUCGGCUCCCUUGGCAAGGUCGGACAAAUGGGUCCACCACUCGAUUCGUGGACACGGGGGACCUGCACCUCGCCCAGUUCAUCCACAGGGUCACGCUCACGGACCUCCAACCACACACGUCUUACAUUUACCACUGCGGGAGUUCAGAGGGGAUUUCGGAGCUCUUUGGUUUCACCACGAUGAUGGAGGGGACAGACUGGUCGCCAUCGCUGGCAGUGUACGGAGAUCUGGGGAACGUAAACGCCCAAUCCUUGGUGCGACUCCAGCAAGAAGUUCAGCUGGGAGUGUACGACGCCAUCCUUCAUGUUGGCGACUUCGCCUAUGACAUGGACUCUGAUAACGGGCUGGUGGGUGACGCGUUUAUGGACCAGAUUCAACCUAUCGCUGCCUACCUGCCAUACAUGACCUGUCCAGGCAACCAUGAGCAGAGAGAUAACUUUGCCCAAUACAAGAACCGAUUCAGCAUGCCUGGAAAGUUUGACUCGAUGUUGUACUCGUUUGACAUGGGGCCGGUUCACUUCAUUUCCAUUUCCACAGAGUUUUACUACUUCCUCCAGUAUGGGAUCAAGCACGUGGUGGCGCAGUACGAGUGGCUGGUGGAGGACUUGAGGGAGGCGAACCGACCAGAGCGAAGGGCGGAGAGGCCUUGGAUCGUCACUUUCGGUCACCGCCCCAUGUACUGCUCCAACAACAAUACGGACGACUGCACACAGCACGAGACUCGUGUCCGGGUGGGCAUCCCCUUCAUCCACCUCUUCGGCCUCGAAGACCUCUUCAUGGAGCACGGGGUGGACUUGGCAAUCUGGGCGCACGAGCACUCUUACGAACGGAUGUGGCCCAUGUACAACCACCGAGUGGUCAACGGGAGUGAUGAGGGAGAUCCUUACCACAACCCGAAGGGACUGGUUCACGUGACCACGGGCAGUGCGGGCUGCAGCGAGCGACACGACGACUUUGUCCAGUACAUGCCCGACUACACGGCCUUCAGAAGUACUGACUAUGGGUACAGUCGUCUCCACGUGCUCAACAAGACGCAUCUGCACAUGGAGCAGGUGUCGGAUGAUCAGGAUGGGAAGAUAAUUGACUCCUUCACCCUGGUUCGGGACAGACACGAGGCGUACAAAAUUCCACCCCGGGAUUGAGAAAUACGCAUAUAAUCCAUCCUAUGGUCUCGUCAUCAUCAUGUGCCAUCCAAACAUUACCAUGCUGCUUAUUUGUUUGUAUGCAUACUUAUGUACUAGACUUAUUCCUACGCCUUGAAUAAUAUUUCUUUUAUGUGUUUUUGGUUUUAGUCAAUUAUAUUGCAUAGCUUUUAAUAAAACAGAUUGAAUCGAAA
Folsomia candida is the source of this 1872-nucleotide messenger RNA. Its product is annotated as acid phosphatase type 7. The coding region runs from base 284 to 1678 and encodes 464 amino acids. Lineage: Eukaryota; Metazoa; Arthropoda; Collembola; Entomobryomorpha; Isotomidae. The transcript has 8 exons. Gene Ontology annotation, molecular function: acid phosphatase activity; metal ion binding. The record is from RefSeq and is a predicted model, not a curated record.